This is a messenger RNA of Solanum stenotomum, 1032 nucleotides long. RefSeq lists its product as uncharacterized. The record is from RefSeq and is a predicted model, not a curated record. Gene Ontology annotation, biological process: DNA integration. The transcript is spliced from 4 exons. Gene Ontology annotation, molecular function: nucleic acid binding. Lineage: Eukaryota; Viridiplantae; Streptophyta; Magnoliopsida; Solanales; Solanaceae. Bases 1 to 1032 code for a protein of 343 amino acids.
AUGUAUCAUGACCUUAAGGAGGUCUACUGGUGGAAUGACAUGAAAAGGAAUAUUGUGGAAAACAUGGCAAAAUGCUCCAAUUGCCAACAAGUUAAAGUAGAACAACAGAGGCCCGGUGGCCUAGCUCAGACUAUAGACAUUCCAAUAUGGAAAUGGGAGGAUAUUAAUAUUGAUUUUAUUACAGGUUUACGUUUCUUUUUUAAGAGACAUGAUUCCAUUUGGGUGAUCAUUGAUCGGUUGACGAAAUCAGCCCACUUCUUGCCAGUUAAAUCCAGCAGCAAAGCCGAAGAAUAUGCCAAGCUAUAUGUAAGGGAAGUUGUUCUCUUGCAUGGGACUCCACUAUCUAUUAAUUUAGAUAGGGGUGCACAAUUUAUGACACAUUUCUUGAGAUCAUUCCAGAAGAGUUUGGGCACACAGGUGAACCUUAACACUGCAUUUCACCCGCAAACAGACGGCCAAGAUGAACGCACUAUUCAAACACUUGAAGAUAUGAUGAGAGCCUGUGUUUUAGACUUUAAAGCUCAGAGCCGACAAAAAUCAUAUGCAGAUGUACGCCAUAGAGAUAUAGAGUUCCAGGUUGAUGACUGGGUAUUCUUGAAGGUAUCCCCUAUGAAGGGCGUUAUGAGAUUUGGGAGGAAAGGUAAGUUGUGCCCCAGGUGUAUUAGGCCAUAUAAAGUUAUACGUAGAGUUGUCCAGGUAGCCUAUAAGGUUGAUUUGCCUCGAGAGUUAGCAGCAGUACACCCGGUCUUCCAUGUGUCGAUGUUACGCAAAUGCUUGGGAGAUCCUACACAGGUUAUUGCCAUAGAAGGUAUGGAAUUCUCAGAACACUUAUCUUAUGAGGAAGUCCCAGUGGAAAUAUUGGACCGACAGGUCAGGAAGUUGAGGACAAAAGACGUAGCAUUAGUCAAGGUACUUGAUACAGACACCACAUAUUCCUCAGAGUUGAAACAUCCACAGUAUAAGGUUUUGGAUAGGCCUGUUUACAAAGGAAACUCUGCCAAUUUUUUUUUAAAUUCAUCCGAGGAUGAAUGA